CUCUUUAAUUUUUUACUUUGUAGUUGCAAAAAGGAGGAAAUUUUUUAUCUCCAAUUCACCCCCCUCUUGGAAUGCAUUGAGCCAACAAUUGGUAUGAAAGAAAGGGCUCCAAUUUGAAGGUUUAACCACCUAGGAGUUGAUUGAGGAUGGCUCAAUUUCAAGCUACUUCACCACUUGAAGGUUUGUCUACCACCAAGCCUCCUUUCUUUGAUGGUGCUAAUUAUAAUUAUUGGAAGAAUAGGAUGAAGAUCUACAUGCUUGCUAAUGAACCCAAGGUAUGGCUUGUGACUAUGAAUGGUCCAUAUGUGCCUAUGAAAGUUGUUGGAGAAAGUGAGGUGCCAAAGGAAGAAAUUGAAUGGAGUGAUGAAGACUUGGAGAAGAUCAUGAUCAACAACAAGGCAAUCAACAUGCUUCAUUGUGCUCUCAAUCUAAUGGAAAUCAAUAGAACAUCUGAGUUUGAGGUGAUUGAGAAGAAGAAGAAUGUUGCAUUCAAGGCUAGCAACCAAAAGGAAGAGAGUGAAGAUGAAGAUGAUGCUAAUGAUGGUGAAGACAUUUCUGCCUUGAUCUCUAAAGAAGUUAAAAGAUUGAUGAAGAAGAAGAACUUCAAGAAUAGACUUGCAAAAGGAGAUGAAGCAAAGUCUAGCAAAAAGAAUGUGAAGUGCUAUGAAUGCAACAAGAUAGGGCACUAUAGAAAUGAAUGCCUUCAAUUGAAGAAGGGUGAAAGGAAAGAUAAGAAGAGCAUGAAGAAGAAAGAUUUUGCCACCACUUCGAGUGAUGAUGAGACUAGCUCAACGGAAAGUGAAAGCUCCUUGGAAAAUGGUGUUGCAAAUCUUUACUUCAUGGCUCAAGAGGAUAGCAACAAUGAUGAAGAGGCAAACUCUAACUUCUCUAGUUUAAUUAAUGAAAGUUCCUUUGAGUAUUCUUAUGAUGAAUUAUGCAAAGUUCUUGAUUGCUCUAUGAAUGAUAUCAAGAAACUAGGGAAUGGGAAUCUUGCUCUUACUAAAACCAUUUCAUUACUUAAAAAUGAGAUUGAAUCUCUUUCAAAACAAAAUGAGGUUUUAGUUAAAGAAAAUGCCUCCUUAAAUGUUGAGAUUGCAUCUUUGAAGAAUGAGGAAUCUAAUAAUGCUUUGAAAAAGGAAAAUGAGGAUUUAAAGAGGAAAGUUUGUGAUCUUGAAAAAGUGUGCCUUGUGAGCAAAAUGAAAAACAAAUGGUAUCUAGAUAAUGGAUGCUCAAGGCACAUGACGAGUGACCCUUUACAAUUCUCAUCACUCAUGUCCUUGGAUGGUGGAACCGUGACCUUUGGUGACAAUGGGAAAGGAAUUGUGAAAGGAAUUGAUGCCAAUAUUUAUCUUGCUUCUAUAUCUCAUGAUGAUACUUGGUUGUGGCAUAGAAGAUUAGGACAUGCUAGUAUGAAUGUUAUCUCUAAGUUAUCAAGGCAUGAUCUUGUGGAUGGCUUGCUUAAGGUGAACGUGAAUAUCGAUGGUGUGUGUGAUGCAUGCAUGAAGGGUAAGCAAACUAGAGUUUCCUUUAAGGCUAAGAAGUGCAUAUCUGCAAACAAACCUCUUGAGUUACUUCAUAUGGAUUUGUUUGGACCUAUGCGCAUUCUAAGCGUUGGAGGGAAAUCAUAUGUGCUUGUUGUGGUUGAUGCCUAUUCUAGAUUUACAUAGGUUGCUUUUCUUACAUGUAAGAAAGAUGCACUUGACACUUUCAAAAGUCUUUAUAAAAAGCUUCAAAAUGAGAACCGUUUACCUAUGGUUUCGAUUAGAAGUGAUCAAGGGGGAGAAUUUGAAAACAAUGAUUUUGAAGAUUUUUGCAUUGAAUAUAGUAUCGAUCAAUAC
Rubroshorea leprosula is the source of this 1838-nucleotide messenger RNA. The record is from the annotation of a GenBank genome assembly. NCBI's taxonomy places the organism in Eukaryota, Viridiplantae, Streptophyta, Magnoliopsida, Malvales, Dipterocarpaceae.